Molecule: messenger RNA, 660 nt
Organism: Zymoseptoria tritici IPO323
Lineage: Eukaryota; Fungi; Ascomycota; Dothideomycetes; Mycosphaerellales; Mycosphaerellaceae
Exons: 4
Coding region: 1-660 (219 amino acids)
Source: RefSeq, a predicted model, not a curated record
AUGUUAAGGGAUGGUCGUCGUGGCCGCACUUUGGCCGGCUGGUCCGACGCUGAGGACGUAGGAUUUCCGUUCGGAGCUGCAUCCGUGUGCGGGACAGUCGCAGGGAGAGGCGGCGGGACUUCGUUGUUCGGCUGCGGGAGGUGCGUGGACGAGGAGGAGGCGGAAGGCGAGCGUCGUUGCAGAGCUAGAGCCCUGGUCACCCGUCGGCGGGAGUCGUGGCACGGCAGGUCACCUUAUCGAACGCGCCGAGUCCGGGAGAUGGGCGUCGCGGAGGCUCAUUCAAGAGCUGCCCACGGACGGAGGAGCACGAGCGGAGAGAGCGCGUGCCUGGGUGGGAGUUAUUCACUCAUGAUAUGCCUCUUCUCCGAGAUCAUUCACAUGCAAGUCUCAUCUACUCCACCGUAUCGCGCCAAUAGCGCCGGACAAGCACCUAAAUCCCACCUCACGCGGCCAAGCGAGGUCAAGAUACUUGGAAGUAUGCAAGAUCGCUUGCAAGCACUGGCCCGCUCCGGCGCCGUUCACGCGGUCUUCGCGUUUCGCGCGGAAGGCUUGGAACAGAGGACCGCCGCAAAGGAUCUGUUACGGGAAGCCUUCACUCUUGAAUCAUAUUCAAAGCAUGGUGUCAAGCAAGCGGAGUGUCUUGCAGCAUUCUCAACUUAA